Ruditapes philippinarum (Manila clam) is the source of this 783-nucleotide messenger RNA. RefSeq lists its product as uncharacterized. The record is from RefSeq and is a predicted model, not a curated record. Lineage: Eukaryota; Metazoa; Mollusca; Bivalvia; Venerida; Veneridae. Bases 1 to 783 code for a protein of 260 amino acids. The transcript has a single exon.
AUGAAACGAAAAGGUUUUAAGACUUUCGUUGCAAAUAGACUAUCAAUAAUUCAUGAGGUGACGUCACCACAUGACUGGAGGUAUGUACCCUCAAAGAGUAACCCUGCUGACAUUGCGUCAAGGGGAGUUAAUCCGCAAGAAACUGAAAAGCUUGACAUAUGGUUGAAUGGCCCCGAAUUCCUUAAAAGGAAUGAAUCAGGGUGGCCAGCGCAGGUAAGUAAUGCAACCGUAAAUGAGGAUGACAUAGAGCUCAAACUUCAGGCUAGUGUACUAAACACUCAUGGUAAGUAUAAUUUGAGUAUGGAUACGUUACUUAGUAAGUUCUCCGACUGGCAUAAACUUCAAAAUGCAGUCGCUUGGCUACUACGUUUUAAGUGUUUCUUAAUUGAGAAAUACUUACCCCAAAGACGAAGUCUUUACAGUAAGGUAAGUAGUAAGCCCCUUAGUGUGGGGGAAAUUAAAAUGGCACAAAUAGCCAUUUUUAAAUUAGUUCAAACGGAGGCGUUUGAAAAUGAAAUAAAUGAAUUAAAGGCUCAGAGGCCGGUUCCGAGUUCGAGCCCUCUGAAAAGGCUAUGUCCUAUAUUAAAGGAUAAUGUAAUGCGAGUCGGCGGACGACUAGCAAUGUCCGACCUACACGUAGAUGCUAAGCAUCAAAUUAUCUUGCCGAGUAGCCAUCACGUGACAAGAAUCCUGAUACAAAACUGUCAUAAACAGAAUGCGCACAUGGGCCCAGUACAUAUUCUGGCCAUGUUGCGACAAAAGUAUUGGAUAAUCCACGGUUAA